AUGGGGAUGUCCAGGGUUUUAUUCCCACUUUUAACGCUCGCUUCCAGCGCUCUGAGCGCUGAUCUGCCGGCGAUUCAGAUCAAGGGCUCCAAGUUUUUCUACGAAAACGGAACUCAAUUCUUCUUCAAAGGAGUCGCCUACCAACAGGACUCCUCCGCCAAUGGCGCAGAACCGACAAGUAGCAAAUUCGUCGAUCCGUUGUCGAACGAGGCCAACUGCAAGCGUGAUAUUCCCUUGUUGAGCCAGCUUGGGACCAAUGUCAUUCGAACCUACUCGAUCGAUCCGACGGCAGAUCACUCUGCUUGCAUGAGCCUGCUGAAUGAUGCGGGUAUCUAUGUCAUCUCGGACCUCAGCAACCCCCAGCAAUCUAUAGUUCGCGACAAUGCCCAAUGGGACGUUGACACCUUCAAUCAUUUCCAGCAGGUAGUAGACAGCUUCGCCAAUUAUACAAACGUCAUUGGCUUUUUUGUUGGCAAUGAAGUCACAAACAAUGACACCAACACAGAGGCUUCAGCCUACGUCAAGGCCGCCGUGCGAGAUGUGAAGCAAUACAUCAAGGACAAGAAAUAUCGCGCCAUGGGCGUGGGUUACGCCGCAGAUGACGACGCAAGUAUCCGAAACCAGAUUGCGGCUUACUUCAACUGCGGACCGACAGAAGAGUCAGUUGACUUCUUCGGCUACAACGUUUACGAGUGGUGCGGCCAGAGUACUUUUGAAGAUUCCGGCUACAACAGGAUUCUCAACUUCUUCAAAGAUUAUUCUGUCCCUGUAUUCUUCGCAGAAUAUGGCUGCGACAAACCAAACGGCGCUGCCGGUCGCAUUUUCCAGGAAACAGGCGCACUCUACGCACAGAACAUGACUGAGGUGCUUAGUGGCGGUAUUGUCUAUGAAUAUUUUCAAGAGGAGAACGACUACGGUCUCGUCAAAGUUAGCGGCAAUUCCGUGAGCAAACUAAAGGACUUUGCCGCGCUUCAGAACCAGAUCCAGCAAGUAGACGUCAAGGGAGUACAGAUGAGUGACUACAAGCCCACCAAUACGGCUGAAGACUGCCCAACAGUGAACUCAACAUGGCAGUCGAGCGAAAAGCUCCCGCCCUCUCCCAACUCUGACGGCUGCAGCUGCAUGGCCAAGGCGGCCCAAUGUAUCGUUUCAAACAGCACGAAUGCGGAUGAUUACGGUUCAAUCUUUAGCUUCAUCUGCGGAUCGGAUCAGACUCUGUGUGACGGCAUCAAUGGAAACACUUCUACGGGUGUCUACGGCGGAUACAGCAUGUGCGGCAACCAGGACAAACUCACCUACGUCCUUAACCAGUAUUACUUGAAGCAGAACAAGGAUAGUACAGCAUGCGAUUUCAACAGCAGCGCUCAGAUACAGACAGCUUCGGGGACUCUGGACAAGUGCAAUGAGCUGGUCGGCUCAACCAACUCUUCGAGCUCGGGCAGCGGCUCAGAUUCGAGCAGCGGCUCCGGAAAGGACGAUGGAAACUUUGGUGCUCUGAACGCUCCUAUUCCCGGCAGUUGGGUGCUCGGCUUCUUGCUGCUGGCCACUAUUGUUAGCACAAACAUGCUGAGCUGA
Trichoderma gamsii is the source of this 1575-nucleotide messenger RNA. RefSeq names its product glycolipid anchored surface protein. The transcript has 3 exons. Gene Ontology annotation, molecular function: 1,3-beta-glucanosyltransferase activity. Bases 1 to 1575 code for a protein of 524 amino acids. Gene Ontology annotation, cellular component: cytoplasm; fungal-type cell wall. Lineage: Eukaryota; Fungi; Ascomycota; Sordariomycetes; Hypocreales; Hypocreaceae. Gene Ontology annotation, biological process: fungal-type cell wall (1->3)-beta-D-glucan biosynthetic process. The record is from RefSeq and is a predicted model, not a curated record.